Molecule: messenger RNA, 2060 nt
Organism: Acanthopagrus latus (yellowfin seabream)
Lineage: Eukaryota; Metazoa; Chordata; Actinopteri; Spariformes; Sparidae
Product: C-reactive protein-like
Exons: 5
Coding region: 227-901 (224 amino acids)
Source: RefSeq, a predicted model, not a curated record
AUGUUGAUAGGCUGUAGUUAACAGUUUUCAUUUGCCAUACAAAACCAAAAGUGACUUUUCAGUGUAAGUUAUGUUGAUUCAGCAGACAGUAAUGCAGUUGAAAAACUGCCUCCUACAUGUCAGGAAGUAGAAGUAGAAAAAAAAAACAGAAAUGGGGAAGGAGUGAGUGUACAAAAUUCAAAGCCCUCUUCAGCGGUGUGCACAUAAUCCAGACACAGAUUUCAAGAUGAAGUUUUUGCUGUUGUCGGUGAUGCUGACAGCAUGUGCUGCAACUCCUCAAGAUCUGUCAGGUAAAAUGUUUACCUUCCCACAAGAAACCAACACAGCGCAUGUGAGGCUGACUGCGUCAGGACAGGAUUAUAGCUCUCUCACCGUCUGUCACAGGUCUUUUACAGACCUCAAAAGGGACCACAUCCUUUUCUCCAUGGCCACACCCGCUAACUCCAAUAGCUUCCUGAUUUUCUGGGAUGAGACAAAUAAGGAGAUGGAGCCACAUAUCAUUGAUAGAAAGACUGAAUAUCGAGGGCAGGACUACAAGCCGAAUAUGUGGCACUCUAUAUGUACCACGUGGGACUCUACAUCUGGACUGGUACAGCUGUGGUUUGAUGGACGACCUUCAAUUAGGAAAUUUAUCAGCUCUGGAUCAAUCAUCAGAGGGGCUACUAUAAUUAUCAUAGGACAGGAGCAGGAUUCCCAUGGUGGGGGGUUUGACCUUAAGCAGUCCUUCGUUGGCAUGAUGACUGACGUCUACAUGUGGGACUACGUACUGUCACCCUGUGAGAUCCAGAACUACAUGGACGAUCUAAACUUCACUCCGGGGAACGUGCUCAACUGGAGGGCGCUGGAGUUCCAGAUUAGAGACAGGGUGCUGAUAGAAGAUAAACACAUGACCUGUCACUAAACGUUACAAACAAAUGCAUUAAUGUCUUGCAUUAAGUCAAAAAUCGCAAUUUUUGUGCUUGUAUGUCCCAUGCACCAUAUUAGUUUGCUGAUUGAUUACUUAUUAAAGGCUACCUCUGAUUUGUCUUGAUGUAAUCAUCCCAUGAAAGAGUGACUUCGGUCGCUGAUCAAUUGACCUCUCUGGGCCAUCCGCCUAACUUGUCUGUGCUGUUGGAGAAAUCCAUAGUCCUCUUCCUGUGUGAAAAUGAGGUUCAGCCAAAGCCACAAUAAAGCUUCAGUUGUCUUGAGUUGCCCAAAUCAAGUGGGGUUUAACACCAUCUUUCCAAAUAAAUCAUCCCAUGAAGGUUUCACAGUCAGGCGUCAUGGUGACGCAUGAGUCUUUCAACAGACAUGUAAAUUCUGAUGGCUGAAGUGAGAAAGGGAUUGAAGUAUGUUGUGUUGUUCAUCGUAAUACUUGGUCAUCGGCAGUCAAAAAUGUGACAUGAGGAAAGCUAAACAGCUAAAGGAGGAUGCGUAUUUGAGGGAAAGCUGAGGAGGAAAGUGGGAACAGGUGUGCAUGUGGCUGUGGAGAUCAGAGAAAGAUGACACACCCUGGAUAAUAGCUGGAGAAGCAGAGGCAGGUUAAACAUUAGCUGAUCUCUUUUACUAAGAAUUGAAGUAAUCCAAAUCUAUUAAGUAAAAAAAAAGUUUCUUUGCUUUAUAGAACUCGUGUAUUUUUGCAACUGUUUACAAUCGCUAACGCUAUCGCUGACUGUUUCCAAAUCUGUGUUAAUUUUCCAAGCGUUUUAAACUGAUCAGAUGGGGACAAAAAAAUAAAAACAUGGACUCAAGUGACCACAUGUUAAGAUAUAGUCACCCUACUUACCACAUUGUCUUGACAGCACAUUUCUUCUAUAGUCACGUAUAUCUGUCCAGAUAAUGUAAAUGUUAGUAUGGUCAAUGAAUUGUGAUGCUGAGCUGAGUAGGAUGCUUUCUUUCUUUCUUUCUUUCUUUCUUUCUUUCUUUCUUUUUUUCUUUCUUUUCCUCCCUCAAGGGCUUAAUAAUUGAAUGCUGCGAAAAAAAAAAAAUCUCAGACUAAAACAUAAGUGUUGAUGUUGUUACAUUCCUGCUAGAUGUUCCCAUCAGUAUUUUCUCUCUGUAUGCCAUAAAAAAAAAAAAAA